GAUGGUUGCUAAAGUGUUUAGAGAGUUAUGAGAAGAUGGGUGAUUCAGUGGAUCGGAUUUUGAGAAUUGGAGGUUUCUGCUGAAUUUGGGAAAGAAGAAGAUGAGGGAUUUUCCAGGGAGUCCUGGGACUAUGACGGGGCUAAUUCUGAGGAUUUUGCAGUUCGUUUUUGCUGCUGUCUCUAUUGCUUCUAUGGCUUCGACUGCUUACUUCUUCAAAUUCACAGCUUUUUGCUACCUGAUAGCUUCAUUGGGGUUGCAAAUCACCUGGAGUUUUGUGCUAGCAUUAAUCGAUGCCUAUGCACUGGUAAAAAACAGAGCCCUCAAGAACUCUCUGCUCAUUAGCCUCUUCGUCGUCGGUGAUUGGAUUACAGCAACAUUGACACUCGCAGCAGCCUCUUCUUCUAGUGGGGUAGCAAUACUGUAUUUCAACGACUUGAACAUUUGUGGUUUUAUUGGGGAAUGCCAAAAAUACCAACUCUCUGUCGCCUUUGCAUUCCUCAGCUGGAUAACUGUUGCCACUUCUUCUCUUAUCAUGGUCUGGCUAUUGGCUUCCGGUUAAACCGUUUGUUGUACAC
This is a messenger RNA of Cucurbita maxima (winter squash), 575 nucleotides long. Its product is annotated as CASP-like protein 5B3. Gene Ontology annotation, cellular component: plasma membrane. The transcript is spliced from 3 exons. NCBI's taxonomy places the organism in Eukaryota, Viridiplantae, Streptophyta, Magnoliopsida, Cucurbitales, Cucurbitaceae. The coding region runs from base 101 to 559 and encodes 152 amino acids. The record is from RefSeq and is a predicted model, not a curated record.